Messenger RNA from Trematosphaeria pertusa, 1572 nucleotides. Its product is annotated as general substrate transporter. The record is from RefSeq and is a predicted model, not a curated record. Lineage: Eukaryota; Fungi; Ascomycota; Dothideomycetes; Pleosporales; Trematosphaeriaceae. The transcript has 7 exons. Gene Ontology annotation, biological process: transmembrane transport; carbohydrate transport. Gene Ontology annotation, molecular function: carbohydrate:proton symporter activity. Gene Ontology annotation, cellular component: membrane. Bases 1 to 1572 code for a protein of 523 amino acids.
AUGUGGGGUAAUCUCGAAGGUUAUGCGCUGGAGGUCGUUCUGACCGCUGCAAACUCCGCCGGCCAGGCAUGGUACGGCUACGACCAGGGUAUCAUCAGUGGUAUCUUGAUUAGCUCGGACUUCAUCAACCAGUUCCCGCAGACCAAGGAUCCGGAUAUUCAGGGCAUCACAGCCAGUUGCUUUUCGCUGGGAAACCUUGCGGGAUGUCUACUUGCCGCUCUCUUCGGCGAUCGCCUAGGACGGAAGAACACUCUUCGCUGUGGAGCGGUAAUAAGCACUAUCGGCGCCAUCCUCCAGUUCGCUGCUGUCAACUUCGGAAUGCUGAUCCUCGGUCGUGUUAUAAACGGCGUCGGAAACGGUAUGGAAGACUAUACAGUCGGUGUCUAUCAAGCUGAAUCCGUACGCGGCGUACGACGAGGAAAGCUGUCCGUGAUAGUGGUUUUGCACAACGUCAUCUUCUACAUGAUCGGAAGCUGGCUUACUCUCGGCACAUCCUUCGCGGACAAUGGCAUUCAGUGGCGACUUCCGCUCGCUCUGCAGCUUGUUCCCUGCGCUGCUAUGGUCAGCUUCCUUAUGUUCGUCCCAGAAUCUCCCCGGUGGCUCCUGAUGCACGAUCGAUUCGAGGAAGGCCACGAGGCCCUUCGACGAUAUCUCGGAAAGGGCCUCAGCCUAGACGAUGAGGUUGUCAUGAAGGAGCUAAUGUCCAUCCGCGGCGCCAUCGAGAUCGAGCGGCAGUCGCAGAUCUCGUUCAAAGAAGUCAUCCUUCGCAGGGAUCGAUCCGCUCAUCUUAGACGACUCCUACUUGGCUGCGGAACGCAGUUCAUGCAGCAAUUCGGCGGCAUCAACGCCUUGAAUUACUACUUCCCGACUAUCCUCGAACAAAACCUCGGUAUGACCGAAUUUAUGGCUCGUGUUCUCACUGGCUGCAACGCUACUUCAUAUGUUAUAAGCUCGGCCCUAGCCUUCUGGAUGAUUGAGCGCAUUGGUCGCCGCUCGUUGAUGAUGGGCGGGGCCGGUCUGCAGUUCUUGGCGUAUGUUAUGGUCGCCAUCGCCGUUGCGCUCCUGCAUACCGCGGAGAAACAAUGGGGUGCCGUCGCCAUUACGUUCCUCUUCUUCUAUUACGCCGCCUUCGGUUGCACCUGGGGAAUGGUUCCAUGGGUGUAUCAAUCUGAGGUCAACUCACUGGCUAUGCGAACGCGCGGUGCAGCUGCUGCCACGGCUACGAACUGGCUCUUCGGCUUCGUCUGCACACAGUUCACGCCCACGGGCAUCAAAAACAUUGGCUACCGGUUCUAUAUCAUCUUCGCCUGUUUCAAUCUUAUCUUUGUAUUCGUCGUCUACUUCCUUUACCCUGAAACUGCACAACGUACGCUCGAGGACGUGGACGCGUACUUCGACAAAGACUCUGGUCACAAAUGGUACAUUCCUAUCGGCGACAAGGUCGGAAAGCAGAGCACUCGUCCCGCAGAGGCUCUCGAAGCCGAACAAGCACGUAUUGCGACUGCCUCCGGAAUGAAGAUGUACGCUGCGGGAAAGAACACCACGACGCAUGUAGAAGAACUUAACGCUUGA